UGUUUUGAAGAAAUAAAUUUGAUCGUGAAAAAAAUGUCUGUACAAUCUUAUGAUUCAUUACAAUCUCAAGAUAUCUCAAAUACAAGCUUAUCUACUGUAAAUACUUCUCAAGGAACUAUACCAAAGAGCAUUCAAUGUAAAGUCUGUAUAGUGAACUCAGAAGAAGCUCAUGAUUAUAUUCCACAUGGCA
Cetraspora pellucida is the source of this 190-nucleotide messenger RNA. NCBI's taxonomy places the organism in Eukaryota, Fungi, Glomeromycota, Glomeromycetes, Diversisporales, Gigasporaceae. The record is from the annotation of a GenBank genome assembly.